AUGGUGAGGAUGAUUGUGAUCCAGAAUGUGGGGACCAGUUCCCCAGCGAAGAUUAGGAGACAGUGGGUGAAGAGGAUUCAGUGGGGUGUCCUCCUGGGGCUGAUGGUCCUCAUCUAUGGCUCCCAUGCACCGCUCAUCACUCUCACCAAAGUAGACGGCCGAGUCCCUUUCAACCCCUCCUCUUGUGUCGUCAUGAUUGAGUUAGCCAAACUCCUCAUCUCUCUGGUGACUCUUGUUCUGACUGGGGGUGCAUCCGCUUUACGUGCUCCUCUGCAUCUAGUCCUUGUGGCCCCCUAUGCGGUCCCUGCCGUCCUCUACGCCCUCAACAACAACCUGGUAGUCCUCAUGCAGGCCUACAUGGACCCGAGCUCAUACCAAGUCCUCUCUAAUCUUAAAAUUGCCUCCACUGCCCUGCUGUACUCUGUCUGUCUGGGCAAGAGGCUCCGGCCUGUUCAGUGGUUAGCUCUUGGGUUGCUCAUGGGUGCAGGGGUGUGUCACAGCUACAGCAGCCUGGAUCUAGGGGAGCUUGAGGGAGAUGAAGCAGAGGAAGGUCCCAGGCUUCAUAUCACAGCUUGGGGACUUCUCCUCGUGCUGGUGUACUGUCUCAUUUCAGGGCUGGCGGCAGUUUACACAGAGAGGGUGCUGAAGAGCCAGAAGCUGCCCCUCAGCCUGCAGAAUAUCUACCUCUAUGUAUUUGGUGUGGCCAUCAAUGGGCUGUCCUCCUUCUCCUCUGUAGCAAGUGAAAAGAGCUUUCUUGAGGGAUACUCAGGGGUGGUUUGGAUCAUUAUAGCAGGGCAGGCAGCUAACGGACUCUUAAUGUCUGUGGUGCUUAAGCACGGCAGCGGGAUCACCAGACUGUUUGUCAUUUCCUGCUCCAUGCUGGUUAAUGCUUUGUUGUCGUGGGCAACUUUAGGGCUGCAGCUCACUCCUUUUUUCCUCCUACCUGUUUCUAUGAUUGGACUGGCAGCUUACCUUUAUUACAUAUAAAAGAAAUGAACCACAAAGCCUGUUUAACCCAAAAAAGAACUCUCAUAAGAGUCCUUCUAAAAUUCUUUGUGUUUGAGUUUUUCCCUAGCUUUUUUUCUGCCUUUUUUCUUUCUGCCUUCUGAGUCUAGCACUGAAUUGGACUCCAGAAUCAAACACAUAACAUUUCAUAUCAUAUUUUAGAGUUUAAUUCUGUCACACUUCUCCAAGUACAUUCAGAUUAUAAUGCAAGUAAAGAUCAAUAUAUCUUCAGUUAAAUGUAUCUGAAGAGUGCUGCUAUUGUCGUGUUUUGUGUUACAUGAUCUGCCAAGAACAAUGUCAAAGAUUAAUAAAAACUAAUAAACUGUCAAAACUG
Messenger RNA from Lates calcarifer (barramundi perch), 1339 nucleotides. Its product is annotated as probable UDP-sugar transporter protein SLC35A4. Lineage: Eukaryota; Metazoa; Chordata; Actinopteri; Centropomidae. The record is from RefSeq and is a predicted model, not a curated record. The transcript has a single exon. Gene Ontology annotation, cellular component: Golgi membrane. The coding region runs from base 1 to 987 and encodes 328 amino acids. Gene Ontology annotation, molecular function: pyrimidine nucleotide-sugar transmembrane transporter activity. Gene Ontology annotation, biological process: pyrimidine nucleotide-sugar transmembrane transport.